AUGACUUCAGCAGGGCUGUUCAAGCUCACAAUGUUUAUUAAGCGCAAGCCUGGUCUUAGCGAAGAGGAGUUCCAUUCUUACUGGACGGAGAAACACCCAGCAGUGGUAAAUGAAUGGCUUGCAAAGCAUGGUGUAGUUACUUAUGUUCAGUUUCACACUCCGUCAGAGAUUCGCGAACAGUGCAAAGAGGUCGGGACUGGUUUGGGGAGCGACAAUGUCGUGGGUUACGAUGGUUACGUUGAGCUCACUGUGCGGAGCAUAGACGCGUUGAAGAACGCCUUCUCCGACCCAUUCUACAAGUCUUAUGUCCAGCCCGACGAAGCUACAUUCAUUGACCCGAUUUCAAGCUACCGCACAUUUGGUUAUGAGGAACGAUAUAUUGAAGGUAACAAGGUACUGAAACAAUAG
Molecule: messenger RNA, 408 nt
Organism: Trichoderma asperellum CBS 433.97
Lineage: Eukaryota; Fungi; Ascomycota; Sordariomycetes; Hypocreales; Hypocreaceae
Molecular function (GO): oxidoreductase activity
Source: RefSeq, a predicted model, not a curated record